UGUGAAUCCUCUUGAAACUUUGCAAGGAUAACAAAGAAAUUAACACUCCAGCUUCUACAACACACCCGAAGGUGAGAUCCAACCAUUAUAGACAUUUAUAUUCUUUUUUGAGUACUCAAGGUUGUACUUGCAAUUUUUCAAUUUUUUUUUCUUUUAAACAUUUUCUUGUUUUUUUUUAUUUAUUUUUUCCUUUUUUUGAAAAACAGAAGGUGUCAUUUGUUCUAUCUACUAUAAAGAGUUAUGGAUACUACACAACACUUAAAUAUGUUGAAAGAACUUCUGGGUUAAUCAAUCUGAAAAAGGACUUUAGAGGAUGUUUUUCUUGCUUAUAUUUAUCUGGCAGGUGAUUAGGAAUAUGGUAAGGAUUGAGUGUAUGUAUUUUUUAUUCGUUUGCAUUUCCCUGUAUGGGGUGGAGAGAUGUGGUAGAUACCACUUAUAUAGAAGUGAUUCCUUUUUUUGAUGAGAGAUAUGAAUUCAAAAUCUCUUUGAGCAUCUAUUAUUGGAGUGCAGUGUCAGUGUUUAUAUUUUUUUUCAAGGAAUUCUGCCACUUUAGGCAAAAGUCCAUUUUACUCCUUUCUUGUGAUAUCGUUCCAUUGCGUCACAAGUUUAUUCACUAAACACCAAAAGGAAACAUUCCACUGUUUUUUUUUUUUGUUUGUUUUAAAGAAUUUAUUAGAUAUACUCCCAAAGAAAUGAUGCUUUUAUUCUGCAUUUUUUUCUGCAUGCCCCCAGUCUGUGCUUGCUAAUACUUCAAUCAGAGGCUUCAUUGGGAAGAAGCCUCUAUGCUGGAGCUGCAAGUAUUAAUAAUAAUAAUAAUAAUAAUAAUAAUAAUAAUAAUAAUAAUAAUAUUUUUAUAUAGCGCCAUCAAAUUCCGCAGAGUUUUUUACAAUGGGUGGACGAACAGACAUGUAGUUGUAACCAGACAAGUUGGAUACACAGGAAUAGAGGGGUUGAGGGCCCUGCUCAAUGAGCUUACAGGCUAGAGGGAGUGGGGUAAAGUGACACAAAAAGGUAAGGAUAGUAUUACACUAGUGACAGUUGCAGAAGAGGAAUCAGUCAGGAGCUAUUAACAGUUUAAUUGAUACGCUUUUAUGAAGAAGUGGGUUUUUAACGAUUUUUUUUUUUUUUGAAGGAGUGAAGACUGGGUAAGCAUCUAACGGGGGAGGGAAGCGAGUUCCACAGGAACGGUGAAGCCCUCGAGAAAUCUUGAAGGCGAGCAUCAGAGGUGGGAGAAGAUCGAUAGGUAGGAGCACCAUUAUGUAGAGAUUUGAAAGCAAGAACCAGAAUUUUAAAUUGAGCUCUAUAUUUUAGAGGAAGCCAAUGUAGGGUGAGGAAUGGGAGGUGCGGGCAGACAGGAAGAUGAGCCUCGCUGCCACAUUCAUUAUGGACUGUAACGGCGCAAGUUGGGAGCACAUAAGACCACUGAGAAGCGGAUUACAGUAGUCAAAGCGAGAAAGGACAGUGGAAUGGACCAACACCUUAGUCGCAUCUGGCGUUAAGUAGGGGCGGAUGCGCGCAAUGUUUUUGAAAUGGAAAUGUCAGGAUUUGGUAAGUAUGCACAUGCACUCUCGAUCAUGGCUUAUCAAUGUUUCCCAUUAAGUUCUAUUGCAGCUCAAUGAGAAGGGGGGGGGGGGGAGCAGGUACAAGCUAAUACUUCUAGUCUGACUCUUCUGUUAGCUCUGGGGAACUAAAGGAAGUGCAAGAAAACCUGGCUGUGUUGACAGACAGAGAGGUGUUUUUGCCGCCAAUUAUAAAAAGACCGAUUUCUAUUGAAGUCAUAAUUUUUAAAAACUGCCACCAAGAAAAAUGACUCUCAUACUCACACACUGCCAUAGGAAAUGGGGGAACUGUAGGAAGAAGCCCAUUCAGUGAGUGUGGUACUUCCUCUGCUGCCAUGUUUCCAGUUCCUGUCUGUGGUCCCUCCCGCAGUCCAGGAUCAGGACAGGGGGAAGCUCUUGCCCUCCUCUUCAAAGGGCAUGCUGUUUGGACUGGAAGGAGGGGACAUGGGCAAGUUGGGGAGGCGGAGGUAGAAUAUUUGGGGCUGUGUAAGGCCAAGUUAGUUGUGGGAGGGACGGGAAUUAUGUAUUUUGGGUAGGCAGAGGCAGGGUUACAAUUAUAGCAUCAAUGCUCUGUUGACAGCAUUUGAAGUUGCAGAAUUACCAGGAAGGGAAGAGAGCAGGAGCAGAGAGGGGUGGGCGCUGGCAGGUUUGUCAUAGGGGAGGCGGGUUUCUGUAAUUGCAGCAUGUUCUCAUUUGUGGCCGAACCAGAGGAGCGUUACAGCCCCUGCGGAUGCCCCCUCUUGGAGAGCACCCUAGGCCACUGCCUAUUUGGCCUAAUGGAAGCGCCGGCCCAGUGCUUCCAGCACAUGAAAUUAAAGAACUAACGGUUCAUUUGUCUGCACCCACUGGAUCAAUCAAAACAUUUGCCAUAAUAAAUCAUAUUAUCAUGGGCAGCUGGUUUAUCCUUUUUUUUUUUUUUCUUUUUUUUUUACGUUUAUAAAUUGUUACUUUGUCAAGCAUUUUCUAAAUUUAGCUAGUUACAUUUAUACGAUUUGUUACAAUAAUUUAUCUAUAGAUCCAAAAUUAGAAAAUGCAACAUUUAGCUGGUUAUAGUUAUAAAGCUAGAUAUCUGCUUGCUAGUAAGUUAGAUAAAUAAUUAAAUAGAAAGCACAACAAAAGACAAAGAUCCACAGCACAGAUGCAAAACCAAAAUAAUAGAUUGUAAAAAAAUUCCAGAUAUUAAACUACAUUCAAUACUCAACCAACAGGUAACGUUACAUAAACUUACACUGAUUUAUACAACAUAAGAAACAGAAAUGUGGAACACUAACCAUAACUAUAACCUGUGUAUAACAGAGUUUGGUGAUAAAGGUCCCUGUCAAGCACAGUGGGCAUGAUAUUUGUCAUGGCAUUGCUAGGUUUAACCUGAGGUUUUUUUUAAUUUUAUUUUUUGGUUUUUUUUUUGGCACCCAAGGAUAACUCUUUUUUGUGUAUCUAGCAUUUUUUGACUGUUUUAGCAGAAAAAAAACUCUGGUUGAAAGAUAAUUGCUGGUGCUGUGUGAUUUAACACAGUUAACCCUUGCAAUGCCUGCAACCAGAACUUUGUAAUAAAAUGUUAGGCGGUCAAACAGAUAAGAAUAAAGUGAAUCAAAGGGUCCACAUCAGUAAUUUUAAUAAACCAGGUAUCAUAAUUAAGUCAGAGGUGGCUGGCUUUGCAGGAAACCGAGAAAAGACUGAGAACUCAAUGUCAGCCCAGGCAAACAGUUAACACCUCUCGGGCUUUAGUGAUAUUUAUAGUAGAGUAAGUUAUGUGUUUUAGCUUAAGUCACAUUUUGUUUAACCCCUUAAGGACCAAGCUUCUGGAAUAAAAGGGAAUCAUGACAUGUCACACAUGUCAUAUAUCCUUAAGGGGUUAAGAACUAAAUUUUGUAUUUUGUGGAAUUCUCUGCCUGAAGAAGUGGUUUUAUCAGAGUCCAUACAGAUGUUUAAAAAGCAACUAGAUGCAUACUUGCAAACACAGAAUAUUCAAUUAUAUAAUUUUUCAACUGUAGGGUAAUAACUUCUUGAUCCAAGGAAAAAUCUGACUGCCAUUCUGGGGUCAAGAGGGAAUUUGUUUCCUAGUUUGUUGCAAAAAUGUUUAAUUCUUUAUUUUGUUGUGCUUAGAAUCACAGUACAGGCUUGUCUAGCCACAACAGCAUCCACAAGCUGAGUUAUAACAUCUUUGUUUUGCUUGGCAUUUUAAUUAACAGCACAUUUUUUGUUUUAUGAAAAACACAUUGUAAUAACAGGUUGGUUAACAUUAGUUAUAUAUUAAGUCGCAUGCAUGUAGAAAAUUUCUUGUCUGCUAGGUUGCUUUGUACAGGAAACAAUAUAAAGGACAUUGUAAGUACAGUUGUGAGCACUUCAUACACAUCUUAGUAGGUCUAUCUAUCCUAAAUUUAGUGUUUAGCUGGUGUUUUUAUGUAGGGCUGGCACGUAGCGUGUGAGUUGCUUUCUAGCUGUGUGGUGUUAGCCUGCUUGGGAAUUGUAGUAGGUGUUUAAGGGUUAGAUAGAUGCCAUUGGACGUAUGGGCGGUGACAGACCCUUCCCCCUCACAUUGCUUGCAUGCUGGUGUCAUUAGGCUUAUUAAUUUUGAGGUUUGAGGUGAUGUAAGUAAAGCUUUUGACCCGCUGGGUAUCGGUUAACAGUGAGGUGUGUAUCUAUUCAGAUCUGCUUUGCAUGUCUUAUGAGCUCGUAAAGUGCCUACUAACGCUUGUGUCAGGGAAGCCAUCCGCCUAUAUGAGUGAAGUUAUUGCUGCAGUUGGAGUAAGAUGUGCCCUUCUCCUUCCCAUUCCACCUAGUAAGGUAACCGAGCUAAACUUGUGCCGUGAGUGAUCUUUAAGGGUCAGAGCAUACCCACGGAAUUACAUUCGUCUAUGUUGUUCAGCCAGGUUCAUGCUAGGGACAAAACCCACAGGAGUUGGCAAUUAGUGGUACUUUGCAAUAUGUUAUUAGGGUAGGAAUAAGAAUAAAAUCUGGUCUGAGUUGGAAGUUAAAGUAUAAAACUGUGGGGCCACCGGAUUCCGGGGGCACCCCUACAUCACAGUACCUGUUCGUCUACUAUUCUACCCCUUUGCGUUAUUGGCAAGAAAGAAAGGUAACGUUUAAGGCUCAGACAGAAGAAAUAAACAGAAAAUCGCAACAUAUUUACACAUGGGCCAGCGGGUAUGCGUGUUAGGAAAUGAACCUCAGUCUGAUUCCAGGUAGAUAGUGGGACCAAAGGUGAAGAUUUAAAAAAAAUUUAAGUUUAAAUGAAAUUAAAGUCAAACUUGAACUCCGGCUCAGUGUUUUUGUAGUCCAGUGGCCUUGCCGGCCUGCCGCCCUGCUGUCUCCCCUUCCUCUCAGGUGUCCGUUGGCUGACGGCCGACCCUUUGUGCUUUGAACGCUGUAGAAGGUGAUGCGGCGGCUCCGUUCGGCUGGAACGGUCGGACUUUAGACAUGUCCCAUAUGUGAGGGGGUUGUUGUCUCGGGACCUGGGUGGUUUGUAUUGGGUGUUGCGGUAGCCCCAGUGCGGUGAGUACCGAUUCCAUCUCUUCGCCUUCUGUUAUGCGGGUUGUCGCACCCCCAUGGGAGAUGACCAGGUUCCUGGCGGUAAGGGAUGGAGUGUUGGCGGAGUGUAGUGGUCAGCGGUUUAAGCCGGCUUCUCCAGAGUAAGGUGGGUCUGGACAAGUCCUGGUAGAAGGACAGGGUGGUGUUUUCAAAUGGAAUAGUGGCUUUCCCUCUCACCGCUUCCAUGAAGGUGAGUUGGGCCGACCGUGUCAGGAGUUGCAGUAUGACAUCUCGUAAGGGUGUCUGCCGGUGCUCUGGCAGCCCUUGGUAUGCGGUAGACCCCAUUGACUGUGGCUGUUUUCGCCUGUUGUGGCGUGAGUAAAGAGGUAAGGAGCCUCCUGAUGUAUUGUGGUAAGUCCCCGGGGGCCACCGUCUCUGGAAUACCCCGGAUCUUAACGUUCCUGCUCCUGUGCUGGUCCUCCGUAGUAUCCAGGUGGCUGUUAAGCUGAGACUGGGUGCGCUGCAAUUCUGCGUUGUGGGCUUUUGGCUGCUUGUAUCGUGCAGUGAGACCCUGCGAGUCUUCCUCCACAGACUUGACUUGUUCCUCCACGCUGUGUAUUUCUUCUUGCAGCAUGGCGAUGUCUGCUGCAAACAGUUUGCGGAUGUGGCAGAGAAGGACUUUGAUAUCCCCUUUCGUAGAGGGCAGCUCGUUAUCCUCAUCGGAUGAGGGGUGGUGCAGUCCCCCUGAGUGUGGGAAUUCAUCUAGCUCGUCCAUCGCUUGUUCCUUGGAGGAGGCAGAGGCCGUGUCGCCAUGUCGUUUUGGCGCGUUGAGGCUUGAGGCCUUUGCGGGCCGAAGGAAGGGGUCUCCAAUGUCUUGUGCCCCUGUCGGUUUCGCAGCCCCCUGAUGUUUGUUCUUCUUCCCCAUCUUGAUUUAUUGCGAUGGUGGUCGAAAUAGGGUGUUUUGAAAGGGGUUAUUUUGCUGUUUCAGGCUUAUUUUGUCUGCUGAAGCACGUCUAUCUUUGUUGCAAAAUUGGAAGUGAUUCAAACUGUUUUUUUUGUUUUGUUUUUUUGCCUUCUUUUGAAUUAACAGCAAAAAACAAAUGUGAGGAAGGCUGAACUUGAUGGACACAUGUCUCUUUUCAGCUAUGUAACUAUACUUUUCUAUGAGAAAGCAUUGGAUUGUCUGAUAUCAUCAAUAAAGAUGAUUUCCAUCAAGGGGACAGGACUUUUUUUUUUUUUUUUCUAAUCCCUGCAGGUGGUAGCCUGGGACCUAAACAACCAACAGGGCUUUAUAGCGUUAGGAAUACACAUUUGUAUACCUAACACUAUAGUUUUCCUUUGCUAGUAAAUUUGAUCAAGUAAAUAUUAUUUGUAUUAUUACUAUUAUUAUUAUUAUUAUAACAAAACCAUACCUCUGAAGAUCGCAUUCCUCCAAAAAUGUAAAUGUAUUGUGAGGCAGCAGGAACUCUACACUAAACAUUAUGGAUUCCUGUGCCACACUUAGAUAAUCUGAUCUAGUAGAUAAAAAGAAUGAAAGGGCCUGGAGGCCAGCUUCAUAUGGAAUGGAAACAACUUGCAAAAGAUGAAUUUCUCUUGCAUGGAGCCUUUGCAAACCCUUCCCUUCUUCCCAAGCUCAGAUGCUCGAGGCUGUCCAUCACAGAAUUUCCACGGUAGAUCAAUGAGAAGUUUUACAAGGCAGAUGCUCUGGGCAAUUGCUGUCUCUUGAGAUGAACUCCACCGAGCUAACCAAACCAGGAAGUAACAGGACAUGUUGUCUGCUGGAAAGCCAGUUGGGUGUAACUAGGUUAAUUUACAAAAUUGCCAGCUUCUAUUGAUAUCUGCACUAUUUGUAAAAUGAUAAAAGAGAACACAAAGCUUAAGUGCUGUAGGCGUAGUGUCCCUUUACGAAUGCCCUCUUCUGGUAGACUCUCUACCAAAGACCCAAUAUCUAAGACUAAAAUAUGCUCAACAGUCUAGCAGGACAGUUUCAAUCAAUCUUCAGUUCAUAGUAAAACAUCAUCAUCUGGAGACUUGGUUUACAAAUGAAACAUUUUUUAUUCCUUAUUUAAGACUCCAUUAGACACUGCCCACUAAACCAACUGUAAUGAAGACUGUCGGAUUCCAUAGAAGAUGUACAUUUGCUUUGAAAGUUGUGUUUUAGCUUCCUGUACAUAGUAUUCUUGAUUUGGGAAUACAAACUUACCCCCAACAUUUUUUUUUUUCUUUCAACAAUAUAUUUUGAAAGGGUUCUUCAAUGACACCUAUUCUUUAAAUUUGUAAUUAUUCAUUUUCGUUAUUAUAUCUGUUUAAAUGUUGUCAUUAGUUUAAUUUCUUCACAUUCUUGAAAAAUUAUUAUUUGUGGAGUUUUAGUCUUAAAAGGAUGGGAUCAUUCAUAACAAUAUUCUUCUCCUGAGUUGUCCUGCUCGAAGAGCUUCAGUAACAAAGUUACAAAAAGUAAAGCAAUAUACUUUGUUAAAUCUGUCCUCAAUUAUUUUGCAACAACCCCUUGUGGUGAUAAAUCCACUUAUACCUUCCCCAUAUCUGAAACUGGUAAAUGAAUGGCUUCAGUUUGAGCUGAUGGAUUCAGUUUGGUAAACGUUUUGUUUUAAUUGAGAAAAAAUUCGUGACAGUAAUGUCUAUUUUAAAUGGUAUUAAUAGAGAGACAGUGUGCACUUACAGAGAAAUGGUUACAUUAAGAACAUCGACUUACUGAAGUGUCAAUGUAAGAAUGUCCUUACUACUUCUACAGGAUGCGCCCUCUGUCCACACUGAGCAUGCGCAAAGAACUCGUGACUCUUCCGUAAUGAUUACAGCUUGAGUCGCGUCUGGUUUCCUAGCAACCCUGGCAGGCUGACCCUCGAGAGAGAACGCGGAGGGAAGUUUUAGCUUUGUUGGCAACUAAAGAUUGUGGUGAGGAGAACCGAGACAAACCCAUCUCAAACUUAAAGGUAUGGAUGGAAAUAUAUGUGUAGCUUCGCGCCUCCCUGCUUAUAUAUUGGCUUAGAACUCUAUAAACGGCGGUUUGUCGCCCGGUGAGUCUUUUAAUCGGAGUAAAUGCUGGAGAAACCGGUGACCGGUGCUGGUGGACUAGUAAUUAUAUCUAAAACACUGGGGCUCAUCCAUAGCUUUUGCAUAAGCUGUGUGGUUACAUUUGUUUAUUGAUAGAGAUAUUGUUUUUAAUUUUUUAUAGCAGGUUCAGACUAUUCUUGAUAUUUUAUGUUUAUUACUUCUUAUUUGUUUCUACCGAAUAAACAUUGGUUUAUUUGCAAUUCUAAUUAUUUUAGGUAUUGUUGAUUGGAUAAGCGCCCACACUGUAUAUCAUUUUUGAGCUAACACUCAGUGAUAGUCGCUGGUGAUCGUGUGGAGCUGCCCUUUUUUAUGUAUUGCACCAUUGUUAUAUAUUCUCAUCCAUAGCUUGCAGAGCGCUCUGUUUGUUUACACGGUGCUAUUCCCCAUGGAUACAACGCCUACAGAGCAGUCAGGAGUAGCUAACAUAUAGCUAGCUGUUGCAGCCACUAUGAUCCAUAUUCUCUGCUUUAGAGCAUGGCCCAGUGGUAAAUUAUGUUUAGCCCACUGACCGAAAACAUGCCCUCUAAAAGUGACCAUAGGAAGUACCCUUUUGGUACCUGAAACCUCUGUUCCAAUGUUUGUUUGGGAGAAGGGAAAUGUUCCAGAUUUGACUUCCAAUCAAAAAAAUAACCCCCCCCCCCACCCCCCCAACAAUGUUAUUCACCAAUCGGUGUAUUAUCAGGAUUUGAAAGAGAAAAUAAAAUUUCAAACCAAGUCCGAUUGGGAAAAAAUCUCCAAGGCACCUAUGUUUACAUUUUGGCAUGAAUUUCAAAUUCUCUUUCAAUGUUGGUGACUAAACUACUGAAUUGUAGCAAAUUAAAAUUCAAAAUGGAAUGAUUUCGUAUCAAAAUAGCUGUUGGGAAAGAGUCUCUUACCUCAGUGAAAGUGACAGCACGGUGAUAGUGUCCUCUUUUUCUGUUUGAAGAAUUCUUGGCAAUUCACCUUUUAUUGUACAUACGUCUUGCUCAAUUGACUUACAAGCAUGAUAUCUUCGGUUCUUUAAAAAAAAAAAAAAAAAUACAUAAUGAUUGUAUUCACAAUGGGGUGAUUUAUAAAAAGUGAUUUGUUUUCACAUUAGUCUAGAUGCCCCUCUAACCAUACAGAUUUGUUAAAAUACUGUGAUCCUCAAAGCCACUUCAAUAAUUAUUUUAAUAAGUAUUGUUACGUUCACAUAUUGUAUUUAAAGCUUAAUCUAUCGUGUAUUAAAGUAGUACUGGAUGCCCACAAUGUGCUUACACCAGAAGUCCUUUCAGGGAUUUAAUUCUAGCAUAGAUUCAAUAACGGAAUCUAUGCAAGAAUGAAAUCCCUGGUAGAAGUGUAAACUAAAAAAUUUAAACAAUUACAUUUUGCAGAAAUGGCUCUGUUUUCAACUAAAAGGCUGACAGGACAGCAUCUACGCCACAUCAUCUCUUUAUUUAGAUUAAGUGAUUUAAAGGAACACUAUAGCGCUAGGAAUACAAACUUGUAUUCCUAAGUGUGCCCUCUUCUUAACUUAUUUGGUUCCCUUACAACUCCGCUCAGGAAAUGGUUAACAAACAUUCUACCGGAUGUGGGGCCUGGCCACCAUACUAGCAGGCGAAGCUCCUGUACAAAGAGGCCUAUUUUGCUGAUAACAGCCAAAACCUUAACCAUCCAGCGACAGAUAAUCGUGAUAUAUUUGACAAACAACUGCAGGAGCUGCCUAUACAUCUAGGAAAAAAAGUGAUUUUUGGAGUUCUUUAGAGGGAGAGCUCCUGCUCCUGUGACUGAGGCCUACUUGGACAGUGAGCAGGGUGGCCGGCCUGCUCUUUUGCCCAGGGGAAUCACACGGGCUCUACGACACUACAUCUUGCUGGCCCCGUUACCUCCCCCUUUGUACUGGUGGGGGUUAUCCCAGUCCCCACUGGGGAAGCAGCCGCACUCACCUGCAUCUGCAACGGAAAAUAUCUGUACACAGAGGCACUUAGGCCUGCUUUACAUGAUGACGGUGCAACAACACGUAGCUAAUUCAACCACGCAACUAGCCUCUGACCUCACCAAAUACAACUGGCUGUUCGAGCAAUUCUGUGAGAUGUUGCAUCAGUGAGCGAAGGCACAUUUACCUCUCUACCAUCGACAAGCUGAAGACCAGCACCCUCAGAACAUCUGGAAGAAUUUAGAUUUACUCCAGUAACUGGGCGGCAGAAGCGCCAUCCACCAAACUGGGUGGAUGCCACCCUCUAUGCCCACACUCACGGAGGGUAUUGCAACAGAGGCGUCAGCAACGUCCAAAGCCGCGGCUUCCCUGGAAAAAGGCCCUGGAUUUUGUUAAUGUCUGGGACAGUGGAGCUGGAGUGCAGGUUCCUGUGAAGGCCAGAGGCUUGCGUGAUGUGGUUCUGGGGUUCUCAUGGGGCUCCUGUGAACAGAUCUAGACCUAUGUGCCAUUGCUUAGCGAGGGGAUUGGCUAAUUUAUAAUCGUUGCUGCCCGUCUGACAGGCUCUCUCUAUAUGCACCUGUUUAUUAUACUUUUUUUUUGUGCUUGUCUCUACAUAGUGCCACCGAUUCUCAGUCAAAUUACUUUCAUGCCAACUUAUUGAGAUGUGGGGCACCUAAGUAGUUUAUAUACGCUCAUUCGUGUUAAUCGUUACUCUAAUAUGCCUACAUUUACCUAUGUUUUUUCAAGCUGGAUAAUACAAUUGUCUUUUUUAUAAUAUCAGUUAACAUUGGCUGACAAGCCUGACUAAUCAGCUACAUGUCUAACACCCUGUUUAUUUUUUCAUAAGAAUGCAUAUCUUGAUUUUAAUUUGUACCUAGACAUGUAUGCCCAGCAUGAAUACUCUUAUUCCUACUUUAAAAUUGUGCAGUUUAGCAUGACAUUUUAAGCUUUAGCUAUAUGCCUGUUUUUCUCUUUCUGUUUUUACAUCAUAUGUCAUUGCCACUCUGUCUGUACCACUGCACUGCAAAACACUUGUGAUGUGAAACUCUCUUUAAAAAAAAAAAAAAAAAAAAGUCCUGUCUGUUAUAUGCAAUGACUGUCACAUUUACUCUUAUAAAUAUAUAUGUCAGAUAUGUCAGUAAAAGUUUGUAUGUCUACCUAUGCACUACAAAAAUAAAGAAAUAUAAAAAAAAAAAUUGUCAUUCUCCCCACCUCCCCCACCCACCCAACAUACCUCUUUCCAAUGCCAAGAUCACCUCCCAUGGCGUCAUGUCAAAUGAGGGAACCUAAUUCACAUUAGAGCUUCGCCAUUGAUUCAGUGCUUUCCUAUGGGCAAUUUGAAGACAUUAGACGCCCUCAUGCAAGGAGUCCAAGAAGUGUCUCUAGUGGCUGUCUGGAAGACAGUUGUUAGGUCAUGUUAACCCUACAAUGUAAACCUUGUAGGGUUAAGGGGACAGAGGCACUGCACCCAGACCACUUCAAUAGAUGAAGUAUUCUGGGUCUCUAUAGUGCCCCUUUAAGUGCUUAAACUGUUUAAUGGGAGUUUGCUGUGUAUCUCAAAUCUUUUUAAUAAUGGUGCUCGAGCUCACAAUAUAACACAUAUAAACUUAAAACUGUCUUUUUUUUUUUUUUUUUCAGGAAAAGAUGAGUUUAGAGCAGCAACAAUCAUUUGAACAUUCUAUGCCCCCUCCUCAAAUUUAUGUGGAAAGAACAUUAGCUCUUAUAAAACCUGAUGCCCUGCAAAAAGCAGAAGAAAUUGAAAACAUAAUUCUCAGAUGCGGAUUUUAUAUAAUUCAAGUACGUUUACAUUUCAGCUGAUGUUUGUAGUUGUUAAACUACCUUGUUGAAUAUAAUAAUUUAUAACAAUAUAUGGCAUGUGGACCACCAUUAACAUUGCUUCUAAUUUUUGCCCUGGCGCCUGGGAUUUGAAGCUCUUUAGCUAAAGGCAGGAUGGGGCAGCACAGGAGGGAGCAGUAAUCUUCCUGUAGCUCCUGUCUGCUCUUUCGCGAUAUAUAGUGAUGCCGGGAGCUGGAAUAUGACGUAAUUCCCUGGCAUCACUACAGGGAGCAGAGAGGAGCUGCAGGUAGAUUACUGCUCCCUCGCACACGGGAUGAGCGAGCAGCCCCACUGGACCCCAGGGAAAGGAGGCUGGGUGGAUUAAAUUGGAAAAUGUUAAUUUGUUUGUGUGUACGUAUGUCAGUGUGUAUAUGUCUCUCUCUCUCUCUCUCUCUCUCUCUCUCUCUCUCUCUCUCUCUUUAGGUACCUGCACCCCUACGAGAGAGGUGUUUUUACUCACCUCCUUUCCCAUGCCGUGCCAGUUUUCCGUGGCUUGUCCUGCCUUUAAGAUCUCAGCUAAAUCAAUACUUUCCUAAAGGAAAGAGAGAGCGUGGAAAUGCUGAACAAAGGUGCUGUGCACUCUGCAGCACUGACAUAGGACUCUCUAGUGGCCGUCUGAGUGACUGUCACAAGAAGUGCUACUAGGCAGCAAUGUAAACUCUGCCUUUCCUCUAAAAAAGCAGCAUUUACAUUGAAAAGGCUACAGGGACAGGCUAUAGGCACCAGAACAACUAUAUUAAGCUGUAGUGGUUCUGGUGACUAGAGUGUCCCUUUAAGAAUUGUACCUUUCUCGUAAAUUAAACUUUGCUAGUUUGAAAAAAACAAAAAAAAAAACUGGCUCCUAGAUUCCAAAUAAAAUUGUCAAGCCCUGCCCUACUGGUCCCUUUGCCCUCGUAAAUAUAGUAAAAUCUUACUUUUAUUCCAGUCUGCUGCUGCUGAUCUGCCUCCUUGACUGACACCAUCAGACGUGGUGAUCUGAGCUGAUUACAAUACUUUCCAAUAGGAAAGCAUUGGAUUGGCUAAGAUUGUCAAGGAGGCAGAUCAGGGGGCAGAGCUAGCUCUAGCCAAACACAGCCCUGGCCAAUCAGCAUCUCGUCAUAGAGAUGCAUUGAUUCAAUACGUCUCUAUGAAGAAAGUUCUGUAUCUCCAUGCAGAGGGUGGAGACACUGAUUGUCCAUUCAAGACACUGUGCAGCACUGCCCCAGGAAGCCCCUCUAACAGCAAUCUGAGGAGUGGCCAGUGGAGAUAUCUCUAGGCUAAAUGUAAACACUGCCUUUUAAAAGGAAAUAAAUUUAAAAAAGUGUUUACUGCCAAAAGCCUGCGGGAACUGAUUAUACUCACAGAACAAAUACAUUAAGCUAUAGUUCUGUAGAUUUUCUGGUGACUAUAGUGUCCCUUUAAAUAUUUUAAAUCUUGAACCUUUUAAGGAUCAGGAAAAAAAUAUUUAUACAACAGUGUGUUUGGCAUUCCAUCGAUCCUGUAAAGAGUUAAAUCCUAGUUGUGACAUUUUCUUCUGUAAUAACCCUUUUCAAAACUAACUAAGGCUAUGUAAAUUCGAGAGUUAUUUUACCUUAUGGGCAUUUAUCCUGAUUUUAUUAUCAGAAUGUUAGUGAGCUUCCAAUGGUGUGUAAUUUGCUUACUAAGUUUAUCUAACAUUGAAACUACACAUAGUGAGGACUGACAAAGAGGAAGAGUUUACCUCUGGAAUUAAUCAAAGGGACACUAAGCAUCAAAGCUAAUUUAGCUUAAUUAAGCAUUGUUGGUGUAUAUAUCAAGCCCUGUAGUCUCACUGAUCAAUUAUUUGCCAUUUAGGAGUAAAAGGGUUACUCCAACACUGGAAAAAAAAAAAAAAAAAUUCCAUGCACAAUGCCCUAUUGGGCAUUAUUCUUUAGGUUUACCCCCCCACCCCCCUUAACCCUAAAAUAAAGUUAUAAAAUUAAACAAUAACUUACCUGAAAUCCAGUGCUUGCGUGGCUUUACACUCUCCUUGUGACGUUGCUACCGAUGUUGCAUGGUCCAAUCAAAACUCUGUCUCGAGGUCCAAUGAAAACUUUGUGAGGUCCAAACAAAUGCUCCAAACAAACACUGUUUCUCCAGCUCUGUGUGCUUGCACACGCUCUCAGCCAGUAAGGGGAGAGAGUGGCAAGGGAAUAAAAAAAAAAAAAAUGGGGGGCACACAGGAAAAUUAGAAUAAUAUUAGAAGUUAGUUAAUCAAAGGGACACUCUAUUAAUUUCUGCUUAGAGAAUCAGCCAUGUCACGAAGCAGGAAAAAAUUGCUGAACAAACACAGUACAAAUGCCAAAUUGACUCUAUUUUUCAACAACAACCUGUGUAUAUUUUCAGAAACGUAAAAUUCAUCUAAUCCCUGAACAAUGUAGUGACUUCUACUCAGACCAAUAUGGAAAAAUGUUUUUUCCUACUUUGACUGCUUACAUGAGUUCUGGACCAAUAAUUGCCUUAGUACUUGAAAGGCACAAUGCAAUUUGUUAUUGGAAGGAACUAAUGGGACCAUCAAAUAGCUUGAAGGCUAAAGAAACCCAUCCUGACAGGUAUGUGAUAAAAAAAAAAGUUUUUUAUUAUGAGGUUUAUUAAUGUUCACAAUACGUGCAUAUAAUGCAAUAUUGGUAGAUAAAUUGGGCAAUUGUUGUAAACAAAGAUAUUAAACAGUAUGUCACAUAGGCGUGCGCAGCCUAUUGCAUUAGGGUUUGCACCCUAAAGCAGAAACACACGCCGUGUGUGUGUGUGUGUGUGUGUGUGUAUAUAUAUUUAUUUACACGUGUGUGCUGUGUGAGGGUGGUUUGAGAGUGCGGUGUGUGAGGGUGCUGUUAGUGUGAUGUGUUUGUGAGGGUGCUGUGUGUGAAGGUGCUUUGUGGGUGCUUUCUGUGUAUGGGUGCUGUAUGUGUGUAGGUGCUGUGCUGUGGGUGAUUGUGAGGGGUGGAGGUGGGGGUACAUUACUUAAUAUCCCCCCUCCCUUAUUACCUUAUAUAUGGAGGGGGAUCGUGCUGCUGCCAUCCCUGGUGGUCCAGUGGAGAGUGAACUCUAGCCUGUGGGGCUAGAGUUCACUCUCGCGAGAUCUGAGCGUUGCCGUGGCAACACUCCAACCUCGCGAGAGGAACCCGGCGGAGCUGCUGGUUAAGCUCCCCGGGUCCUCUCCUGCCUCCCUCCAUGCUGCUGUGGGGAGGGAGUCUUAGAGCAGAGCCAGCGCUCGGAUAGCACUGGCUCUGCAUGAGCCGACAGGGGAGAUCCUGAGAUCUCCCCUGCCGGUCUCAAUACAUAGGCAUGCCACGGGGAUUAGGGUGUGCCCAGGCACACCCCGUGCGCACGCCUAUGGUAUGUCAGUGAUUUGUUGCCAUACUUUUACGUUAUUUUACAUUACUUUCACAUGUUUUGUUAUAUGCUUGUACAGUUGUUUAAUUUAGGCCGUAGUGCAUAACGUGAAGACUACAAUUUUAGUAUUAGUAAAGUAGCUAACAAAUAGGCAAGCAGUAGGUGCGAUAAGGUAAGGUUAAAGAGGAUGAAACAGAGUGAAGGGGGGGGGGAGGUCAUCUGAGAGUUACACCUUCGAGCCCCUUUAUGUAUCCACAUGAUGUUUGGGGGCUAUAAAGUUGGUGUUUUGUUCUGUCAUAUUAUCCUAUGUUAUGUUCGGUAACCGUGUUUGGUUGUAUGAGAGCAGCUGUCAGAUUGUCUGCGGUUCGUCUAUUUGGUUAAGGUUUGUGCUCAAAUAGCUAUCUACAUGUCCCAAGCCGCAUUCCAGUAGGUGUGUUUGGUCAAGGUCGUUCUGGCUUUGCGGUAAUACAGUUUUGGCUAUAUUUUGUAUGCAUGCUUGAAAGGAUGGGAUCAUGGUGGAAGCCCAAUUCCUGCUAAUUACCUAAAGUUCUGCUACAGUGAUGUGGUACGUGAGGUAUUUAACAUCUUGUGUUAAUGUGAAUGGGAAGCAUAACAGUACGUAAUGUUUUAGUUUAUGUGGAAGUGUCAUGCCAGUGCAUGAUCGGAUGCUAUAUGCAACAUCUUUCCAAAAAUUGGAGGGAAGUGGGCAUGACCACCAGAUAUGGACCACAGUCCGUUUUGUGUCUUUGCAUCUCCAUUUGUUCUAUUCCCUCCCAUAUGGGCAAGCCUUGUUGGUACCAGGUACCAUCUGUAGUGGAAUAUCCUUGUCAAUUCAACAUGUGUGGUACACAGCGUGCAUUUUUGGUAUGAUUGGGUAAUAUGCUCCCUAUUUUGUUCUGUAUGAAUUUCCUCUAUAUCCCUCUCCCAUGCCUUUAUGAACUUGCAGGAUGUGAUAUCAUUACUAAGAUGGAUGGCUGAGUAGAUUUUGGAUAUGAGCUUUUUGAUUGGUUUAAUUUUUUUUUUUUUUUUUUUGUGAAUAUGAUUUUUAUUCAUUUUGUGUAUUUAAAUUUGCGGUGAGACGCGCAGGUCUCCAUUGCAUGUUAUUAUAAAAGGUAACAAAUUAGGCUCGCAGGCCCCAUCACAGAAGGACUCGCAGGUCCCCAUUUUCUGGUAUUUACAUUUGUUUGGGACUAUAAGUUAAGUAACGUUUUCAUGAACUGAGUGAACAUAAUGCUUUGUAAUCGUCCUUGAACCAGAUUAAUCAGUCUUUGAUUAGGUGUCAGUGUUUGUAGGCCACCCCUAUGGUCCCUGUCCACGGCGUCUCAUCGGGCCCUGUGUCCUUAGCUAUGUGUCAUCGACCGUGGUGGGCUUGUGCUGAUUGGUUUAAUUUUUAAGCAAACCUUUUCAAAGUCUGUCAGCUGCAUUACAAUUACAGUGGUUUUGUCUUUUACCAUAUGCUUAUUUAUCCAGGACCUGACCUGUCUGUAUGGGUGCUGUUGGUGGGUUUGCAUGUGAUUACCUUAAAGGGACACUUUAGUCACUAGAACAACUACAGCUUAUUGGAUUUGUUCUGGUGAGUAAGGAAGUGGGCAGCCAUCCAGUUAGAAAUAGCAGACAGGCAGUCAGAAACACUAGUCAAGAGGGACGGGGAGCGAUCAGGAGAGGGCAGGUAGAUUUGCGUGUCAUCUGCAUAGAAAUGAUAUUGGAAGUCAAAGGAGCUAAUGAGUUUACAAAGGGAGGCAGUAUAGUUGGAGAACAGUAGGGGACUUAGGACUGAACCUUGGGGGACACCAAUAGAGAGGAGUUGGGGAGAAGAAGCAAAGCCAGAGAAAGAAACACUGAAAGAGUGCUGGGAGCGGUAGGAGGAGCACCAGGAGAGAGCAAUAUCUUGUAGACUGAUAUUGCAGAGGAUGAGAAGCAGCUGUUGAUGAUCAACAGUGUCAAAAGCUGCAGAAAGGUCAAGGAGAAUUAGGAUAGAGUAGUGACUGCGAGAUUUUGCAGUGAGUAGAUCAUUGAAAACUUUGGUCAGUGCUGUUUCUCCAGAGUGCUUAGCGCGGAAACCAGACUGAAGUGGGUCUAGCAGAGAAUUGGACUCGAGGAAGUCUGUCAAUCUUGCAUACACAACUCUUUGAAGGAUCUUGGAUGCAAAAGGCAGUAGCGAAGUAGGACGGUAGUUGGACGGGGCGUUGGGGUCAAGGAUGGGCUUCUUUAGAAUUGGGGUUACAGUUGCAGUUGAGAGAUCUCUUCCCUGAUUGUAGAGAUCUAGUUAGUGAAAUGAGUUGCAAAGUCUGAGGCGGUCAAGUUAGUAGGUGGAGUAGGUACAAUAGGGCGAAGAAGAGUCAAAUGUGUGAAAUAGUCGUCUGGGUUCGCAGUAGAGUUUGGUUAUCAGGGUAUUGAAGUAAUUUACUUUUGCAGAAGAAAGAGCCAAGCUGUAUGAGCACAGCAUAAAUUUAUAGUGGAGAAAGUCAGAUGCACAGUGAGACUUUCUCCAACAGCGUUCAGCAGUUCUGGAGCAUUUUUGAAGAGAUUGUGUAAGCAAGGUUCUUGCUGCGUUUAAAUGUAGGAGGUGCCAUGAUGUCUAGUUGAGAGGAGAGGGCGGAAUUGUAAAAGAAGGUUGCAGAGCUAGGACAGGCGAGGUUUGAGAUAGGUAAAAGAAGAGUUUGGAGAUUAGAGGAGAAAUGCUCUAGGUCAAGACAUUGGAGGUUUCUGUGAGAUUGAUGGUCAGAUGGUGGUGUCAAUUGGGUGUUAGGUAUGCCGAUGUCAGAAGUCAGCAGAUGGUGGUCAGAUAGAGGAAAAUAAAUACUGGAGAGAUUAGAGGCAGUACAGAGAUUGAGGAAGGCUAGAUCAAGAGUGUUUCCUGCUGUAUUGGUUGCUAAAGUGGACCAUUGUGGAAGGCCAAAGGAGGAGGUUACAGAGAGCAGACGAGAGGCAUCAGUGCAGUUGGGUAUAUUGAAAUCCCCAAGUAUAAGGGAAGGAGUGCUAGAUGAGAGAAAGUGGGGAAAGUAAUUCUUAAAGAAGUGGGUUUAAAUAGGUGGACAGUGUGAACUUCAAAAGAAGAAAAGGAUAGGGCCGGGGGAGUUAUGAUUGGUUGAAAGGUACAUUGAGGAAACAGGAUACCUACACCCCCUCCUUUACAGUUGUGUCUGGGAGGGUGAAAGAAUUGUAGCCCACCAAAACAAAGAGGCAGGAGUAGCGCUAUCAGAGGGGGACAGCCAGGUCUCUGUAAGUACCAGUAAUGUGAGUGAGUUUGAGAUGAAAAAGUAGUGUAUGGCUGUUGAUUUUAAAUUACUGCAGAUGGAGCGGGCAUUCCAAAGUGCAUACUGAAUGUUGGUAAGUGAGGGUAAAGGGCAGGGUAUUGUGAUGAGGUUUGUGGGGUUUCUAGUUUUCUUAGUGUGUGUGUAAAGCAGGUGAAGGGCCCUGGAUUGGGAGACCAGCUGCUAGAAGCAUUGAAUCAAUGUAUCUCUAAGGAACGUUCAGUGUCUCCAUGCAGUGGGUGUAGACAAUGAAUGUUAGUCACACUGUGCAGCACUGCCCCAGUGAGCACCUCUAGCAGACACCUGUUAAGAGAUGGUAUUUAUAUUCAUAAUGCUUAAAAAAAAUCAACAUUUUUAGUUUUUCAUGUAUUUAUUUAUUUUAUUUUUCAGAAGAUUAGUUAAAAAAAAUAGGGAACCUAAAAGGCGAUUAGGAGUAGGAAUGUACUCAUCACAAGUUGUAACAAAAAUGUACUUGAGAAAACAAUUGAGCUCAUGGUCAUUUCAAUCAAAGUACAGUAGCAGACAAGUUCUUAAGGUAUCAUAGUGAGUGCAUGAUGGAUUUAAACUGUGGGAUAAAUGAGAGAAGGGUUUACUAAGUUCUAUUGGAGGUUUGAGAGGCACGGCCAUGGUUUGAUGUAAUCUGGUGAUGUCCGCUUCAGACGAUGUAAGCAUCCAUAUAUGGGGAGCCAACAUUGGGUAGAGGUUAAGUGGCUAGUACAGCUACUAUAUAUAUAGGGAGGAGGAGAGAUUACAAGAUAAGUGUCCACAGCCAUGCAUGGAAGGGGAGAUAGGAUUCAUGAUUUCUUACAAGUUCUGUAGUAGAGUGCUGUUGUCUAGCUACAAAUGUAUUUGUCAUGCAGUGACAUACAUACAAGCUCGUACUAACAUGUCAGCAAAAUUGUAUAAGAUAAGAAUAACGAAAAAGUAACAAUAUAUGUUGAGUAUGCUGCAUAUUUUAAAAAAGUUAACUUUACAGGCUAAAGACAUGGUUCUGACAAGCUAGAUUAUUGAAAAAGCAUCCCACCUCCACUAAACGGUAUCACUUAUCAACAAAACAUGAAUUGAGAUCUUGGCAACGAGACUUAAAGGUCACUGUGGCGGAACCAGCCUCGCCACUGGGCAUUGGAGAAGACUGAUUGCCAGCCUCUUGCCCUGUGACUAUGGUCCCUCUCAUCAGCCCAUGCUAGACUUAAACCCCAUGGCGAUUUGACUGUGUUUGUGGGAUUUGAGCACUCAGAUCCAAGCCAUCUGGGGAUAGGUUGAAUGUGGGGGUUCUGUUCAGUAUGAUAGGAAUUAUGUAUUUUUGUGUAUUUUUGCUGUUGUUGUGAAUAGAGACAUUUUCUGUACAUGGAGAUAAUUGGCUUACCACACCCAGUUAAGCCAAUUAUCUCCAGGAUAGAGGACUCUGUGGAAUUGGUUUUGGCUGGAAAGCCAUGCUUCAGUGGUCACAAAGGACUUAGACCUAACUUUUAAACCAAUGGAAGGAAUUCUGAUUUUUGAGUAUGUUUGUUUGUAUUUGUAGUAUGCUGAUUCUAAAAAUGUAAGUUGUGAUGGAUGUGAAUGUGAUGUAUACUUUUGGAGUUAUGAAUAUUGUGCAAAACUGUGUAUUUUCCUGCCUGGGAUAAUUGUUAGCCCAUUAUGUUCAGUAAUUAUAUCACAGGCAGAGGGGAGGAUUUUGUGUGAGAGUGUCUGAGUGUAUUGUAUGUAUUGAUUGGUUGUAUUUCAAAACCCUGUGGGUGGUACUAUGUUUGUAGAAUGGGCAUAAAAGUAGAGUGUUUGAAUAAAAGUUCAGUUCUACUUCACCCUCAAUUUGGAUAGCCGUCUCUUAUUGGAGGAAUCUGCUACAAGGGAUUGCUAUGCUAGUCAUACUCUCUUGCUAUAAUCACUACAAAGUUCUCUUAAGAGCUUGUUCCUGUUUUGCUCGCUGAAGGAGUCUACAGUGGUUAUGGUGUCUGCUAGAGUGCUUGGAGCCCUUAGGAAGCGCUAGGAGCAUCUUUCAACGGAGGUACCCAGUCGGGGUGCCAGGUGAUCUGUUACAGUCACACUUUCUGAGAGGGCCUGGAACAAACUUUUCGCCUCCUACAAAAAACUCACACUGUGCACCAAUCACGUAGAACUAACUAGAAAAAUAUUAUACAAAUGGUACUUAGUACCAACGCGUUUAUACUGCAUGAGCCCUAGUAUAUCCAACAAAUGUUGGAGAUGCCAAGAAGGGCUCGGCGACAUGCGCCACAUUUGGUGGGCAUGCCCAAAACUAAUAGCCUUUUGGAAAAUUACCCCUAACGACUACCCAAAGACGCACUUGAUCUUCUAUAUCAUAGAAAUACGGCAGUACUUACGAUCCUGAGCAGUAAUUGGAGAAACAAUGUAGCCCCUACGCUGCAAGACUGUAUUCAACUUGUGGAGACAAAUGAUCUGAAAUGACCGCCAGACUUUCUGCAGACCAGAUGAAUAAAAUAUGGCAGAUCGCUUGGACCCACUGGGACUGGGUGACUUCCCCGACCAACCCGCCAAUCCAUUGAACUAGAACUCUCGCCACAUGUGCCUAUUCAACUGUACAAUGUGCAAACGACUACUGUAAAAUGGUAACAUAUAAUUGAUCUACACAUGAUCUCUGAACUACAAAAGACCUCCAAUACUGUUUUGAGGACAUGUAUCCUGGCAUUGAUGUUCCUCCCAUUUACAUUGUAUCAACCAUAUGGAUGUAAUAACUGUUAAUUAUCUACUAUUGUGAACUUGAAAUUUCAUAAUACAAAACAUGAAUUGAGGAAUGGGCUUUAAAAAAACAUAGAAUUUAAGCACUGGGUUGCACAGCCACUUCACAGAAUAUAUAACAAGUAAAAAGAAAAUGAAUGGGGGGGCGGAGCCAGCAGCCAAACAGAGCGGCCACACUUUCCCGAGCUCCGACCUUGGGAUCUACAUUAUUGCGGUAAAACUGCAUAAAACUUACCAGUACCCAACCUCAAGCUGUCACACUGCUACCUAAGGGCACAAUGGGUCGAAAAAACAAGAAACAGAGAGCGGACAGAGGUCCCUUCUGCCACGAUAUUGGUGAGAUGUUGCGAGGCCCUCAAAAACCAACAUGGGACAAAAUGGCGUUGGGAGACGAUGGCUCCUCGUACUCCUCUGAGGAUCUCUCCUACAACCCUGGGGUAGAGACCAGGAUCAAUCAACCAGCGGUGCCUAAAGCCAAGCCACCGGCUGCCGGAGACCCGGUCACAGCCGCCCAACUUAAGGAUAUGCUUUCUGAAUUAAGAGCGAACAUAGCGGCGGACAUGGCCCAUUACAAAGACGCCAUAGAUGGGGCCGUACAUAAAAUAACCCUCCUGGAGGCAAAAACGGACACACAUGACUCAAGGCUCAUCGCGGUGGAACACGCACUGGCGGAGCUCCAACAGAAAAAAAAAGCCAUAGCAGACAGAACUGAAGCCCUGGAGGAGCGCAGGCGGCGCACCAACUUGAAAGUACGGGGAAUCCCAGGCUCAGUGAGUUUGACUGACUUACCGCACUAUAUACGGCGCCUGCUUAAUACCCUACUGCCGCCGAAACAAGCCAAAGCGAUCAAGAUUGAGGGCAUGUUCCGACUGCCGAAGCCGGCGUCUGCACCUGGGGAGGCGACGGCAGACCUGAUAAUCAGAUUUCAAACCUUACAAGACAAGAUUUCGAUCCGUACAGCGGCCCGCGGGCACACCCCUCUUUUGUUCGAGGGAUCCACCCUAUCACUGUUCCCAGACCUCACCAGAGGUACCAUCGCAUGGCGCAAGACUACUGCAGAAACUACAGGCUAAAGACAUUCCUUACCGUUGGGGGUUCCCAAGAGCUCUGUCCUUUACUCACCAGGACUUGACAUACAAAGCUACGACUUUCCAGGAGCUGGAACAUCACCUCCUAAGCCUGAGCUUGAACAGACCAGAGAAGUCAGCCACAACAAGCCUGGCGGGCAUUAACCCUUCAACCGUACCGGAGUUCACCCCCCGUUCCGUGCAACGGAAAACGCACGCCAGGGAAGAAACCUGAACUUUAACGCCUUAGUAGCUGGACUGUCACUCCCAUGUCGGGCCCACAGACGGACUCCACCGUGAACAGACCUUUAAGUUACCGCAAGUUGUCAUUGUUCUUUUUGUUCUUCCUUUUGUUUACCGCUCCUCUCCUUUAUAGUCUUCAUACGUUCCUCCACAAAUAGUUGGUCACCUGGAGUCAUACUCCCUUAAAGUGCACUAUAAUGCACCCUCAGCAACUGGGGACCAACUGGGUCCAUAUCAGGGACCAGCCCUACCUCUCUUACCCCCCCCCCCGGCCCUAGUCAAGGUGAGUAGACAUCACACAUACACCUCAACUCAGGGGUCAUACUCUUCUAUUCUUUUAGGGGCUCUGAUACACAGGCCACUUACUCAAAUGAGAAAACCAUGAGACCCCCUAACAUGUUUCUCACAUGUAAUGCACAUGUCUUCCCCACUCACUAGCACAACCCUGUGCCCCUGGAGAUAUCGCUAACAGACACACUCGUAGCCCAUACCCAAGGCCACACUAAUCUUAUUCUACCAACUCUAUAAAAGUGCUGGACUAUGCCUGCCAUGUCAUUGUACAGUUUGUAUGUAUUGCGCCUGUAUUUGUUGUUGUGGCGAAUCAGGCCAUAUUGUUAUAUGCUGCACGCAAAAAUAAAGAAUAUAAAAAAAAAAGAAAAAAAAAAAGAAAAUGAAUGAGAAUACUCUCCAGACCUAAAACAGAACAUGAAAUCUAUCACAGUAAGCAAGUAUAAUAGACUUUGCUGUAGAGGAUCUGUGAUCUUUUCCUGAGACUGCUUAGCCGAUGCCACGGGUACUAAGGUCCCUUAAGUUUCUUGGUCACCGGUAGUAAGGUCCCUUAAGUUUCUUGGCCAGUUCUUUUCUAAUCCUCUUCUGUUCCUGGCUUCAGCUACAGCACACAGUGAUUAUAGCUCUUUUAGAACCUUGUAAAAAUGCCACAAUGUAACAAACAAGACCAGUCAUAUUGGGUAAAACAAGAGAACUGUUUAUUGCAGAGAAAACAUAUAUAUUUAUACCACUAUAUACAGCAGUGGGUCUUUAGCCAGAACAAUGCUGUAGCGGUACGCCUAGUAGUAGGUUUUCACCGCCAGAGACGUCCUUUUCCCAAGAGUGAGAGGUGCUGUAGUGAUCCCAGAGUCAUCCGUGAAAGAAGCAGGAACAGCUCUUACAAGAGCCAGUUAUUGUAGCGGUUCCCUACAAUAAAAGACAGAACUCAGUAUUGAGGGUAUUGAGGUUGAAGACGUCUGAAGGUUUAAUGGUACAGGCCAGAGGAACACUUGAUGGAGCACCGAAUUCCAAACUGUACAGACCAGUAAGAACAAUGUACCAAUGUCCGACACUCCCACAUACAGCACAAAAUCCUUCCCCUCUGCCUGUGAUAUAAUUAAGGUAGAUAAUGUACUAACUUAAUUAUCCCCAGGCAGAAAAAACGAAUUUUUACACAAAGUAUAGAAAACAACCCAAAGCAUCACAUAUUCCCAUAAAAUCCCCUGAUAGACCUGAUCUGGGUGAACAGCAUAUCCAAAAAUCACCCAGAUCAGAGUAGGGGUUCAGGAAAUUCCUGGAAGUCUUUUUUGACCGACCGCACGCAUGGUUUCAUGCCCAAAACAGUUCCAGAGAAUUAGGCUGUGCGGCCGGUCUAUUUAAAACCGUUGAAAUACCGUUUGAAUUACCGAACGGAAUGGUGAAUGGUCCUAGUUAAAGUGUCUUUUGUUCAUGGGCUUCUAUUCACCGAACGCUGUUUGAAUAGUCAAUGUUCUCUGGAAGGUAACUGUUCAGCAGUGUUCGUGCCGUCUCGUGUCCGAUUUGAGACCCAUGAACUCGACGACAAAACACAGCUGAACACGUUCGACUACAUAAGAUGGCCGCCGCCACGUGUUCAGCUAUACGAAUGGCGGCUACUUCGACACUUUGACUGUAUCCAUAGUUCCAUUUUGCAGAAAGUGAAUGGAAGGGGUUUUAGGUGAACAAACAGAUGAACCAGAAAGGGAAUGGAAGGGGUUUUAGGUGAACAAACAGACAAACCAGAGGAUAGAUUUAUAACCCAGAAACAAAGGAUCUGUCACAAAUGCAAACCACUCCCCGUGUCUUGGACUUAAUUAGAUUAAGACUUAAUAAUUAAAUUAUCUGCUGGACACCAAGACCCAUUUCACAAGAUUUUACACAAUAUAAUUAAAACAAUAGCUUUCAUCCAGCUCAACAUUUUACAUAAUAACACAAUAUACCCCCACUUACUAUAUCUCAUUUUAAAGCUGGUGAUGGAGCCGUAGUCAGUGGGCAGAAGGUUAGCCUUCAAGUCUCUCCAGGAGGCUGUGACAUGGGGGCAUCUGUGACAAUACCUAUGAAGGGAGGCUGCUGAUACCGAAAUACAAGAGUUCACUUUACUGUUGAUGGGGAUCCUACCAUCCGCUGGCACCAAUGCGCUUCUGAAUCUUGUUUUUAGGCCUAAGGUGAAGUCCAGUACCCAGCUCAGGGUCCCUUUGCCUUUCCCAUGCAUGCACUCUUAGCAGGAAUCCUCCAAUGGCACAAAUUACCCCUUUAGUUUUGGCCUCUUUCGGGGCACAGUGUACGAAAUCAGUGGUGGGAUUGAAAGAUCCUCCAGUAGGUCACGUCUCAUCUUCAGCUUCUGCUGCAUUGGCGAGAGACUAUCGAUUGAUGGAGCGAGUUUCAGAUGGGACAAACCACACAAAAAUGCAGUUUUUUUUUUUUUUUUUUUUCACGAACGGAGAUAUAGAUUCUCCUAGAAUUUCACCUAUAUUUGAUCUAAGGCUAGUAUGAACGUCUCCUGGUAGAACAAGUGUGUCUCAUGUGCAGGAGGGUAUUCAGGCCUUUGGACAGCGGCCAUUUUAGGUAGCAGGCCUUCCGCUGUCAGCUUCACACGGCUCUGAGGGUACUCAUGAAGUAUCAGUGCAAGGAAACAGUGGGAACUGAGAGAUCCUUCACCAGUUCAGUGGGGAUAAAGGGGGCAGGGACAAUCAAGCAUAGGUUCGGGCCGAGGAUUGGUCCCAGACUUUCCAUGUUUGGACAACUUUUUAGAGCAUAUAUACAUUUUAUAUAUAACCCCUUUUGGCAUUGCACAGAAUUGUAUACAUCACAGGAAUUUUCUAUUGUCCAGGGACCCUGCAGUUACCCUGCUAGUGGCUAAAAUAACUUUCUGUACUCAUUUCUCUUGUCAGUGAGUCAUGUGAUUUUGAUAGCAAUAGGCCCAGGAGUCCUGUUGGUAGGGUUUGUCAAAUAUGAGGUAUAGGAAAGUCACUUGUAGCCUUAAUGGUUUCAGUUUAAAGCAUCCCCACUUGCAGGUCAGAUGUGUUUUUUUUUUUUUUUAAUGAUUUUUUUUAGUAAACUUAAGGGUUAAAUACCACCUGAAGAACAUUUUGUAUGAUUAUUUGUGAUUUAUGCAUCCCAUAUAUCUAACCGGUCACUCAUUUCAUCAGGUGUGCCCAACUGCUGUUCCCAUGCUCUAAUGAAAGGUAGAGAGACUUGGGUAAAGUGAGCCACCAAAGUCACAGCAUAGUUAUGUGGCCUUUUUUGUAUUGUGUAUGAUAAGUAAGUGCAUUCCAACAAAGUGUGGCAGGCUGUUUCCCGCCUGUUGCACUGCUGUGGAAGAUGCCAUGCAAAGUAGUUAAACAUAGUAGAAAUGGUAAAAUGAGGUAAGAGUGAAAUGAUGGUAAAUAUUGAAAACUCACCCCCUAGCUAUUUGACCUGGUAGGGUAUGCACAUGUUGCAUUUGCAUGUGCUGCACUGCUUGGAAGUAACAAAGUUUGGGAGUCCGAGAUCUCUUAUCUUAGUGGGAACAGUAAGCAUCGUUCUGCAGACUUGUGAUUUCCUACCUUUCCAAAUUAAUUUGUCAAUGUUAGUCAGGGUUACAAAUUGGAAUUUGAGUGGCUGGAAUAGUUCAUGAGCUUUGGGAAGCAAGUAAAUAGUAAUAGAUUCACUCGGCUCAUCCAGGAUACACUGAAGCCUUUUCAACUAUGUACAUCUUCAUGUAUCUUUUCAGUAUGGGGGUAUAAUUGAUAUCCUGUAAAAAGGAAAUUUUAGCCAUAAAUUUUCACCCCUAAAUAAGUAAUAUUAGAGAAGUAUAUUUGGGAUGGGAAUUGUCAUCUUAAGCUGUUAUAGGUUCAUCUAUUUAUUCAGAGAGUGAGGUUCAGAUUUCUCCAGAUUGAGUUUAUAACCCAAGACGUCCAGCUAUUUCUGUAAAAGUGUAAACAGAGCUUUGAUGAUCGUCGGUUUCUCAUUGUCAGAAGGACACUGAGAAAUGCUGCCAUCUUGAGUUUUUCUACUUGGAUUUUAAAACAUUCAACAUCCUGGAGAGAAUGGGCAACUUUGUUGUGUGCUGCUGAGAAUAAGUGCACAAAUGUGUGGGAUCAAUAUGUGAGUAAAUUCCUUGUAAUAAAGAACUGAGUCCUUCCAGCCCAGGGCUGCUAUUGGGCUUGAGAGUUUGCAAAAUGUCUUUAAGUUCUCCAGGAGUGAUCUCUGUAUCGGUUUUUGAUGAGUGAUUCAAUGUGUAGGGAAUUCAGGAAUUAUGUUACGGUAGAUAUGACGGUUACCCCUAUAGAGUGAGGGUAUCUACCGUCUGGACACCCUUUUUCCCAUGGAUGGAGAGCGCUGCAAGGUCCCAACCUGAUAUCCUGGAGAGCUAGUAUAGCUAGAGAGAGCUCUUACAAGAGCUAGCAGUGAUAUAGCAGUUAUAGUUGGUUCCUACAACACGAGACAAGGCUGCAAGUUGAGGGUAAGGAGGUCUGGUUUAUUGAGCAACUUGCAUAUCUUUUCUACACAUUUUCAGGCCAGAGGCACACCCCCUGGACCUGAUGGAACACAGGGACACAAGGAACAUAAAACAAUGGGGACAAUAAUUAGUACUGUAUUGUUGUAGAAAUGUUUGGCCUUUAGACUCUGGGACGUCUGUUAGGUGUUGUCAAGGGGUUCGGAUUUUAGAAAUCAAAAUCAACAUAGUUUGAAAUAAUCUUUCAUACUUAGUAAUUGGUACAGAUAUUGACUGUGUAUUUAAUGCCUCAAGUUUGUGACCAUGAAACUAGAUGCUGAGCAUAUCCACUGGAGAAGGUGUGCCAUGCACAGAUUGUAAGAAUCUGCAUUUACUGUUAUUGAAUUAUUGCAUGGCUCAGCAAUUGAAACACAUUCUUUCUUUGAUUCUUUGCAUUUCUCUUUAUUGAUGUUCAGUGCCUUGCAAAAAUAUACACAUUCAGUUCGUUGUUUCCACAUUUUGCAAUCUUGGAAUUAAAAUGGAAAUUUAUAAUUUUUUAUUGUAAGUAUAGCAAGUUGUACAGAUUGUCAUCAAGUCACAGUUCACUAAAUUUAAAAUGCAACAUUGGUAAACAGUAUGACAUGUAAUAUAUAAGCAUAAGAUAUGAGAAAGCAUCACACAUCCUUAAGUAUCAUACAUACAAGUAUCUGCUUGAAGUUGCACAUUCCUAUACAUUUUCUAGACAUACUGAGAACUUUUUGUUUUUUGAGCAAUGAUGAGUCAUCUGAACUCUGAAUAAUCUCCGGUAGUCUACUGAAUUGAGCUCAGUGAGCCUGCAGCACGGCUCAAUUUCAGGAAGAAUUGAUUAUUGGAUUAUUUCAAUGUCCCAUAGCCUGGAGGAGGUUAUUGGUACCGGUUUUGCAAAGGGUUUGGUUGAAAUGGCCUCUAUAGAGAUACCCAAUGCUGUAAAAAGUUUCUCAGAGUUGCUUGCUUGUGAGAUUUGCAGUCUUUUGCCAUCCUGAAGUACAGAUAGUCUUCAGCCAGGUCCCCAGUAGUAUGGUACUCUCUUGUUCCGCAGGACCUGGGUAACCGCUUUUAUGGAGUGUUGUCCGGUUAGUCGCCCUGGAGAGAAGGAUAAGUUGGAUCCUUCAAACUUGUAG
Messenger RNA from Pelobates cultripes (western spadefoot toad), 28294 nucleotides. Lineage: Eukaryota; Metazoa; Chordata; Amphibia; Anura; Pelobatidae. The record is from the annotation of a GenBank genome assembly.